Molecule: messenger RNA, 780 nt
Organism: Drosophila grimshawi
Lineage: Eukaryota; Metazoa; Arthropoda; Insecta; Diptera; Drosophilidae
Product: grpE protein homolog, mitochondrial
Exons: 1
Biological process (GO): protein import into mitochondrial matrix; protein folding
Cellular component (GO): PAM complex, Tim23 associated import motor
Molecular function (GO): protein homodimerization activity; adenyl-nucleotide exchange factor activity; protein-folding chaperone binding
Source: RefSeq, a predicted model, not a curated record
AAACUCACAUUACUCAGGAUGCUCGUGAAACGUUUGCGACACAUCAAAGCCAACAAGGCAACGGCCACCAAUCUGUGCCUGUCUCGAGUCUACGGCACGGAGACGGUUGAGAUGCCGAAGGGGGGUGCCUCAACUGCAGAGAUCGAAUGGCUGACACUGGAGCUGAAUGUGACCAAGCGGGCGAAUGCGGGCCUGCUUCACAAGUACAAGCGAACGUUGGCCGAAGGCGAGAAUAUGCGCAAUCGACUCAAUAAGCAGAUUGGCGAUGCCCGAAUCUUUGGCAUACAGGGCUUCUGCAAGGAUCUGAUCGAUGUGGCCGAUGUGCUUGGCCAGGCCACAGAGGCGGUGCCCAAGGAUCGCCUGGACACCAAUCCAGAUCUGCAGAGUCUUUACGAGGGUCUUCAACUGACACGCGCCUCGCUGCAGCAGGUGUUCAAGCGUCAUGGCCUGGAGACUCGAGAUCCGAUCAAUCAGAAAUUUGAUCCCAAUCAGCAUGAGGCGCUCUUCCAAACGGUUGGUGCUACGGUUGAGGCCGACACCGUGGUGCAAGUCACCAAACUGGGCUAUCAACUGCACAACCGUUGCAUUCGCCCCGCACUUGUGGGCGUGUCCAAGCGUUAAUCAACCAUAAUACAUUUGUACAAGCAACUUUGACACACACUCAAAAUCUAUACAGUAUACAAUAUACACUGUAAACACAAUUGUCCUUCUCUUGCCACAAAAUUCUCAUGCAUAUUAAGUUGCCACAAAGCCGUUAAAUAAAAGAAACCACAAAUAGAA